This is a messenger RNA of Neocloeon triangulifer, 3717 nucleotides long. RefSeq names its product rho GTPase-activating protein 26 (gene Graf). Gene Ontology annotation, molecular function: GTPase activator activity; protein binding. Gene Ontology annotation, biological process: signal transduction. Lineage: Eukaryota; Metazoa; Arthropoda; Insecta; Ephemeroptera; Baetidae. The transcript is spliced from 22 exons. Gene Ontology annotation, cellular component: cytoplasm. The coding region runs from base 242 to 2842 and encodes 866 amino acids. The record is from RefSeq and is a predicted model, not a curated record.
UCUCACUCGUCUUGCCUCUUGUUUACCUUCCUGUGUCCCAUAUGGCUAGCAUGGGCACUCGAGAAAGGUGACUUUUGCGUGGCAAAGCCUCAUACAUGUCCUCCGUCGGCGAAUAAUCCCCUUUGUGGUUCGUUUUUUGUGCGGCUUCUCCAUUUUCGUCGGCCCAUGAGUGAUCGGUGCGUGCCUUGAGACUCACACACAAUUCAUUUUCUGUUCGUUUUCCGCUGCGAGCGUUGAGAUCAUGGGGCUGCUACCGCUCGAGUUCACCGACUGCCUCACCGACAGUCCCUAUUUCCGGGAAAAUCUGCACGCCCAUGAGAAGGAGUUGGAAAAGACAAGCCAGCAGAUCAAGGGACUCAUCAAGGAAGUCAAUAAUGUCAUCAGUGCUGCCAAAAACUUAUCGAGAUGCCAAAAAUCACUAGCCAACAACCUGAUAAACUUCAGUUUCGACUGCAUCGGCACCUCGCUGACCGACGACGAGGUGGUGAUUUCCAACUCGCUGCGCAAAUUCGGCAACCUUAUCGAGCUUAUCGAGGACGAGCGCAACAAGAUGUUGGACACGUGUUACGCUCAAAUAAUCCAACCUCUGGAGAAAUUCCGCAAAGAGCACAUUGGAGGAGUUAAAGAGGGCAGAAAGAAGUUUGAGAAGCAUUCUUUAAAAUUUUGCCAAAGUCAGGAGCGGUACUUAAAUUUGUCUACAAAGAAACAGGACACGGUGCUUCAAGAGGCUGAUGCAACUCUUGAAAUGGAACAAAGGCAUUUUUGCCAAGCCAGUUUACAAUACGUCUGUCUCCUCCAGCAAGUGCAAGAACGGAAGAAGUUUGAAUUCGUAGAACCGUUGUUGAGUUUUAUGUACGGCUGGCUGACAUUUUACCACCAAGGACAUGAUACCCAUCACGAUUUCAAGCCGUACAUGCUAGAUCUGCAAUUCAGAAUACAAAAGACGAGAAGCAAUUUCGAUUCCACGCGGGACCAGACUGACUCGCUCAUGAAAAGGAUGCUUGAGCUGAGAAAUGCGAAUCCAGUUGAUUUGGGAAUUUACAAUAAAAUGUAUACCCGACAAGGGUAUCUUUAUUUAAUGGAAAAAAAGGCGUUUGGCACUACAGCGUGGUCAAAACAGUACUGCAUGUACAAAAAGGACACAAAUGAAGUUACCUUGAUUCCCUACAAUCAGAUAACUGGAAAAUUUAGCCCAACAGAGACUUUUAAACUUGCUUCCUGUGUGAGGCGGAUAUCUGACUCGAUUGAUAAACGGUUUUGCUUUGAUAUAACGUCAGGAGACAAACCGGGCGUUGUACAUACUUUGCAAGCUUUGUCAGAAGAAGAUAGAAAAAAGUGGAUGGAUGUUAUGGGAGGAAAAGAACCUGAGUACACGACACCAGGGAAAGUGACUAAAAGUGAAGAGCGAGCACUCGACGAUGUUGGGUUUUCAUUUGUCGCAAAGUGCAUUGAAGCCCUUGAGGCCAGAGGCCUUGAGGAGCAGGGUUUGUACAGAGUUGUGGGAGUCAAUUCCAAGGUUACGAAACUCAUCAGCAUGGGUCUGGACAGACGGAAAGCAGACAAAUUGAAUUUGGACGAUAGUCUGGAAUGGGAAAGCAAAACGAUAACUAGUGCUCUGAAAACUUAUCUUCGAAGCUUACCCGAACCUCUUAUGACAUUUAGGCAUCAUUUUGCUUUCAUAGCUGCAGCAAAGCAAGAGACGAGGACACAACGAAUAAACGAUGUCCACAGCUUAGUGCAUAGACUGCCGGAGACUAAUUUUGACAUGCUUAAGCUGCUUAUUAGACAUUUAUUGAAUGUUACGUCACACUGUGACAAAAAUUUGAUGACUGUGAGCAAUGUAAGUGUAUGUUUCGGCCCAACUCUCUUGCGUCCAGAAGAGGAAACCGUCGCUGCAAUCAUGGACAUAAAAUUCUGCAACGUGGUUGUGGAAAUCAUGAUAGAAAACUUCAAUCAGAUCUUCGGCACGAAACCUGAAAACCCUUCACCUGAAUCAGAGGUGGCACAGGCCCCUCAGACCCAAGCAAAACCACAGCCACCCCAGGGAAAUAUCAUGACUAAUUCCUACCCUGGGCCUAAACCGAGACAUUCCGCGCAGUACCUGCAACGCACCACAAACAAGUCUGCACCUCCUCCAGUAACCCAUGCUGUGAUAAAGUCAUAUUACGAUGGCCCGCUGAGUGCCAGCCUUCACAAUGUGCAUCAGAGCGCUGGCUUCAUAGCCGGUCAAAACAUUCCAAUGAGAGUUGAUUCCGGCGUCAGUCUGCGGAGCACGACAGCCAACGCUGCUUCUGAAAGCAAUCUGCUGACCAUGUCCCAGAGUCCGCCAAGCAACAGUCCCCCUCUGCACCACCCACCAGUCAACACACUGCCCCUCAAGAAGAAGAACAGCAUCUACGGACAGACUGGAGAUGACGGAAAAAUUGAGCAUGCUGGUUUGAAUAACACCAGCAGUUCCAGCGAGUCGAUGUCGUCUGUGUCGUCCAGAGAUCAAUUUGACACUGUCAUGCCUGCGAAAGGAAGAGCAUCAGGAACAAGACUGAACACCCAUUAUGUGACCCAGUACAAGCCAUUAAAUAACAUGGAUUUCUUUAAUAAUUUUUGUAGGCACCCAAAGGUCUCUCCAGGUGGUACGCGGGCUGCUAGUCCAUCAAGUGUGAAUAACGUGAGACGAGUCCGAACAUUGUACGCCUGUGUAGGAGAAAACGAUGGUGAACUUUCAUUUGAACCAAAUCAAAUUAUUACUAAUGUUCGAGGUUCGCUGGAGCCUGGUUGGUUGGAAGGAACUCUCAACGGGAAGACUGGACUGGUCCCUGAAAAUUAUGUCGAGUUUUUGCCAUAGCCGAUGCAAAUUUCUCAACAACCAGCCAUUGUCCCCUGUGCAAUUUGUUGUGCAACUUGUGGAUUUGAGAAGGACGUUGUAUUAAAUUUACUCCAACGCAUUCCAUACAACAGUGUAGCCAAUAUUGCGACUUAUUAACUAGGUUUUACAUUGUAACUUGAAAGAAGCGAUCGCUCUAUAUUUUAAUAACUAGCCACCAAUCAUCCAGCUGGACAAUUUAUUGAAUUCGAAGUGAAGAGCUUUAAAAUACUGCUUGCGUAAAUUUUGGGCUUUUCGUGCACAAAACUUAGCAUGUGUCCAACACCUAGUCAAACACAUUAAUAUGAACACAAAAAUGUACCAAUAAAUAACGACACACUAAUCCAGGCGUGCCUUCAGCACUUGCAAAUUUAAUUAAUAAUACAACUGCUGAUAAUCUGCAAAUCGCAACACCAUAUCAGUCGGGAAUCCACAAAAAUGAAAAAUAAUCAAAGAAAAAUAUUCUAAAUGGCAAAAGAAAUAGAGCGUGGUGUGAUAUUUAAUGUUGAUUUUACUAUUAAUUUAUUGUGCCAGUUUUCAACACGUGUACUGUUACCAUUAAUUUUACUUUGUAAACUCCCCUAUUUAUUGUAAAUCUUCCUACUGAUGCUGUUUUUAAGUCUCUGUAAUACCCACAUGGCUUAUGUGCUUGUUAACUAACAAACUCCCACUGAACUGUCAAAAGCAAAACUCAAUCUCAUAAGUGUCUCAUGUUCCCUUCAGAGAUGUAGCAAACCCAUCAUGCCUACAUUCAUAUAGUCUUGUGAGAUUAGUUGUUAUGUAAUUUUAUUUUGAGCAUAUUCAUGCAAUCGAGAGUAAAAAAAAACCAAGUCUGUAUAAGAAAAUAAUUUAUUGUU